Messenger RNA from Spea bombifrons (plains spadefoot toad), 2232 nucleotides. It is a transcript of the gene PLEKHN1, whose product is annotated as pleckstrin homology domain containing N1. NCBI's taxonomy places the organism in Eukaryota, Metazoa, Chordata, Amphibia, Anura, Pelobatidae. The transcript has 16 exons. Gene Ontology annotation, biological process: response to hypoxia; 3'-UTR-mediated mRNA destabilization; positive regulation of apoptotic process. Gene Ontology annotation, cellular component: cytoskeleton; mitochondrial membrane. Gene Ontology annotation, molecular function: phosphatidylserine binding; phosphatidylinositol phosphate binding; cardiolipin binding. The record is from RefSeq and is a predicted model, not a curated record. Bases 24 to 2165 code for a protein of 713 amino acids.
ACUCAGGACUUGGAGAGCUCGCCAUGGGGAACUGUGUCCCGCAACCGGCCCGCCAGCUCCGGUACUCCUUCAGGAAGAGCUCGCUACAGGGCAAGGAGCAGGACAGCAGAACGAAGUGGACGUAUUUGUUUGGGAACGAAAGUGCAGCUGGGAGAGCGACGCAUUCAGACAACAUUCUGCAGUAUAUCCCAGGGAAGGAUUUUGGAAGCCAAGAUGCAGCGAAAGAUAAUCUGGACCAAAGAUUCCUCAGCAUCUUCCGCAAGGGGAAGAAGAAAACCAUCGUCCGGAACAUGGGGCAAAUGAUUCAUUAUUCCAAAGUCAGAUUUCGCUUCCAGCACAGCCAGGAUGUCAGUGAUUGUUACUUAGAGCUGUUCCAAUCGUACCUGUAUUUCCAGUCCCGUGGCCCCACCGGGCUGACCUAUCAGGGGUUGGUGCCCUUGAAGGAGCUGAGUGUCUAUAAACUGGAGCGUUCUAAAGUCCCACCUAAGCCAGAAGAAGAACACGCGUUCCGGAUCACGGGUCCUUUGCUGAACCCGUUGAUUGUUUACUGUCCGAACCAGCUAGAGCUUCAGAAAUGGCUUUACCACCUGGAGAAACAGAUCCAGCUCAACGGUGGAAACCUGGAGGCUUUCCCUACAGCAGAAGUGAAUAAUGCCAGCAACAUGGAGAAGGCUGAGCUCAGGCGGUCUGUGCAGAACCAGCCCGUGCAGGACUGGCAAGGGACUCAGAGGGAAUCUCUAGGGGCCAUCGCCUGCAUCUCCAAAGUGAAGCUUCAGACCCUGCCCUUCCAGGAGCUGAACGACAGACUCUUGGUGCUGUACCCAACCACCCUGGUCAUACUGUCUGAAGAAGGAAAAAACCUGUGUUUUAAGGGCGAGUUGCCGCUGAAAGCCGUACGGGUGAUUUCUGACGAGGCGGACAAGCAAAAGAAAUCUUUCCUAAUAGAAGGAAGAUACAUCAACACAAUCCGGGUGACGUGCUUUACUCAGAUGGAUUACGCCGAGUGGAUGGACAAUCUGAAACGGGCGCAGCAGCAAAACAGAGACUCUUCUCUCUCGGGUUCAAGCAGUUUCUGCGGCUCUCACUCUGCGCAGCAGGACCAGCUGACGGCAAGCUGCCGGAGCUCCUUCGCCUCUGAGGGUCGUACUAAGUCUUGGGCGUCAACGGGGAAACCGCCCGGCUCAAACCGGCAAUCUCACAACACCACGCAGGGCUCCGACCGGCAGUCUUUUACCAUUCUGUCUGAACAGCCAAACAAUAGUGACCCCCUCUCGCCCGGAUACGCGCAGCCCGUGCAUUGUUUGGCGAAUCCUCAGCGGUCCAACGGAGCAGGAGAUCUACAGAGAGGCGGCAGCAUCCGUGGGUCAAAAGGGAGAAAUAAUCUAACUGUGCAGAUACCGACGGCUCUGCCGCACAGCUACGACCUGGAAACCACUGCGUUCGGUCUGAUCCCUGAAACACCCAGCGAGGAUCUUCUAUCCCCUGUAUAUAAGGAGCCAUAUUCCUAUCAAAGAUCAAAGAUGCAACCAUCAGGAAACGAGGGAAAAUUAAACAGAUGGAGCCUCACAGACAGCACGCCGUCUUCAGCAGAAUCCAACUGUCCAUCAAAAUUCCCAUUGUACGCUGAGCCCUACACACCCACUGAACCCCCAACAAACAACAUUGUGGAGGAGAUUUUAAAGAACCUGACCUCCUGCCGGACUGAGGUCUCAAAUUUGAAGACCAACGGAUCAUUCCAUGUGGACCAAAGUCCUCACCGGGCCUUACACAAGAUAAAUUCAAACCCCGUGAAAGGAAGCCAGCAGCUUGUGAAAACCAUAGUGCAUAGAAAUAGUGAGCCAGAUACCUCGGUGAGCUGCAGGAUCGCUCCAUCCUCACAGACACAAUUCUUUAAAAGUGUUUCUGAAUUGAAGGAAGAAAUUGCCAUGUCUCGCAACUCAGAAGUGGAAGACAUUUUUGAUUUGCCCUCCUCUGGAAGCCUGUAUCCCGAAUCUCUGGAACAUGACUAUGCAGAGCUGCAGAGCUUUCAGAGCGACCUCAGCUAUGACAACAUUUGGGACUAUGAGGCCAAGGAGAAGGUGGUGAACCGGUUCUCUCCACCUCCAUACACGGGGAGCCAUAACACAGGAUGGCAUCAGAAGGCUAUGCCCAGCAGAUGGUUGUAAAUGUGAACUAUGUUCCGCCUGAACAACGCGGCAUAAACUCGCGUCAAGCAAAGAGAUGUAUACUCUG